This is a messenger RNA of Clunio marinus, 3517 nucleotides long. Lineage: Eukaryota; Metazoa; Arthropoda; Insecta; Diptera; Chironomidae. The record is from the annotation of a GenBank genome assembly.
AUUCAAAGUUAAUCAUUCCUCAAUUAAGCAACAAAAGAUUAUUUUGAGAAAUUUGAAUCUCAAGUGAGAUAAAGUACAAGAUUUGUUGAGUGUCAUUUUAGAGAUUAUCGAAUAAAGUUUGUGAUCUUUACGAUCGCCGGUUAAUUUCUUUCAUUGAUUUAACUAAGAGUCUUUCAACUCAGUAUAUCGUGAUGGCAUCAGGAUUGCUAGCUUUAUUGAGUGUCAGCGAUAAAUCCGGUUUAGUUGAUUUCGCAAAAGGACUUCAGAGUUUGGGAUUGAAACUUACAGCGAGUGGUGGAACAUCAAAAGCAAUUAAAGAUGCAGGUUUAACUUGUUUGGAUGUCUCACAAAUAACAGGAGCACCGGAAAUGUUGGGUGGGAGAGUUAAAACUCUUCAUCCAGCUGUUCAUGCUGGAAUUCUUUCAAGAUUCAUCGAAUCUGAUGUUGCAGACAUGGAACGAAUGAAAUAUGAAUUUAUUCAAAUUGUUGUUUGUAAUCUUUAUCCAUUUUCUUCAACAAUUGCAAAAGAAAAUGUAACAACUGAUGAUGCUAUCGAAAAUAUUGACAUCGGUGGUGUAACUUUACUUCGUGCUGCAGCAAAGAAUUACUCAAGAGUCACCGUCAUUUGUGAUCCAAAUGAUUACGACAUGGUUUUGGGAGAGCUUCGUCAAUUUGGAGAUACUCAAGAUACAACCAGACAAUCACUUGCACUCAAGGCAUUCACUCAUACAGCUGAAUAUGAUUCUUGCAUCUCUAAUUACUACCGCAAGCAAUUUUCAUCUGGUAAAUCGCAGCUAACACUUCGUUACGGAAUGAAUCCACAUCAAAAACCAGCUCAGAUCUUCACAAAACUUGAUAAACUUCCAUUGAAAGUGUUAAAUGGAUCUCCAGGCUUCAUCAAUUUAUGUGACGCUUUAAAUGCUUGGCAGUUGGUGAAGGAAUUGAAGAGAAGUCUUAAACUUCCUGCAGCUACAAGUUUCAAGCAUGUUUCACCAGCUGGUGCUGCUGUUGCUACUCCUUUGUCGAAAGUUCAAGCAGCUGUUUGUAUGGUUGAUGAUCUUUACAAUGAUUUAACGCCUUUAGCGAUUGCUUAUGCGAGAGCUCGUGGAGCUGAUCGAAUGUCGUCAUUCGGUGAUUUCAUUGCACUUUCUGACGUUUGUGAUGUCAUCACAGCGAAGAUUAUUUCCAGAGAAGUCUCAGAUGGAAUUGUUGCGCCUGGAUACAAUCCUGAAGCUCUUGAAAUUUUAAAGAAGAAGAAAAAUGGAAGUUAUUGUGUUUUGCAAAUCGAUUCGAAUUACGAACCAAAUGAAAUUGAAUCAAGAACAUUGUUUGGUCUUCAUUUGGAACAGAAACGAAAUGACGCUGAAAUAAAUGUUGAUACGUUCAAAAAUGUUGUGACAAGCAAUAAAGAUCUUUCAUCAGCUAUCAAUGAUUUAAUUAUCGCUCAAAUAGCAUUGAAAUAUACACAGAGUAAUUCUGUUUGUUAUGCAAAAGAUGGACAAGUGAUUGGCAUUGGUGCUGGUCAACAAUCGCGUAUUCACUGCACGAGAUUGGCUGGUGAGAAGGCAAAUAAUUGGUGGCUUCGUCAACAUCCUCGUGUUCUUUCACUUGAGUUUAAGAAAGGUGUGAAGAGAGCUGAAAUUUCAAAUGCGAUUGAUAACUUCGUUAAUGGAACUGUUGGACAAGACAUGCCAGUUGAACAAUUUAAUUCAAUGUUCGAGAAGGUUCCAGCAGCUUUAACUGACGAUGAGAAGAAGGAAUGGAUUCAUAAAUUGUCUGGCGUUUCUCUUGGUUCUGACGCUUUCUUCCCCUUCCGUGACAAUGUCGAUCGUGCUCGAUUAAGCGGAGUUUCAUUUAUUGGCGCUCCUGGUGGAAGUACAAAUGAUCAAGGUGUUAUCGAUGCAUAAAAAGUCAAGGAAAAAGAAGAGGAAAAGUUAGAAAAGUCUCAGAAAAAGUUAAAACAGUUUCGGAAUAAGAUUGUCAUUCGUAAAUUACCACCAAAUUUGACAUUGGAAUCUUUUCUUGAAAUUGUUGACGUGAAACUGGAUGAUGCGUCGAUUGUUGAUUUUUAUUUUGUACCUGCUGAUUGGAGUCUUGGAGCUGAAGCAACAACAAGAGCUUAUAUAGAGUUUAAAAAUGAGUCUGAUAUUUUCGAUUUCACUACAAGAUUUGAUGGCUACGUGUUUGUUGACAACCUUCGUGGCUCUGAAUAUCCAGCCAUUGUUGAAUAUGCACCGUUUCAAGGACUUGUAAAGUCUCGCGCAAGAAAAAGAGAUAAACAUGUGGGAACAAUUGAAAAUGAACAACAUUUUAUAAACUUCCUGGAUCUCUUGAAGAAAACUGAAGAAGCAGAAAAUCAGAAGACUGAAGUUAAAGUCGAAUACAGUUAUCAAAUAAAAGACGACAAAAAGAUCACUUCAACACCAUUGAUUGAAUAUUUAGCAGCCAAAAAUCAAGAGAAACGCGAUGCAAAGCGUAAAAAAGUCGAAGAAAGGAAAAAGCAACGAGAAGACGAGAAGCAGAAAAUAAAAAUUCAAAUAGCUAAAACCUGGUUAAUUCCUGAACCAAUAAAGGAAUCAAAGGAAGAAGUUGUUUAUGAUGAUGGCGUCGUGGUUCGAACAGUUCCAUCGCGUUUAGGUCGAAAUGAUCGUAGAAAGGAAUUAAAAGAAGCAAAUAUGGAAACAAAAACUGAGAUAAAUAAGAAUGAAAAGGAUAAAGAUCGUCGUGAUAAACGCGAUAGAGAUGGAACUUCACCAAAUUAUCGACGUAAACCACGCGGGAAAAAGAAGAAAAAUAAAGAUGAAGAAAUUCAACAAAAGCCAAAAGAAACUGAGACAAUACAAGAACCUUCAUCUAGUUAUGCUGAUAAGAAGCCAGCAAGAGUUGAGAAAAAAGUGAAAGAGCCAGCCAAAAAACCCGGCGACACAAAACGUUACAGUGUGUUGAGAAAAGCUCGUCAAGAGAAGGAAAAUGAAGCAGGAGCCGUUGGUGGUGAGAAGGAAGAUGAAGAAACAAUGCAGGAAACAGAUAAAAAUGUUGAUCAAGACAAAGAAAUGAACGAAGCUGCUGCUGAUGUAAAAUCAUCAAAAGCCAGCAUCGAUAGCGACGAAGCUCAGUCAUCAAAAGUUCGGGAACAGAAAACUGAUGAACGUGCUCAACGUCAGAUCAGAAAUAAAGAUCGUCCAUCACUGCAACGUUAUCGACCACAGCCUAGAGAAACGAGAAAACAAAGAAAGGAAAGAAAACGUCAGAUUGUUGAGAUGUUUGAAAGAAAUGAGAAGACACUCGAAAAAGAAAAUGAGGAAAAAGGUUAUCAAAAUUUUGACCAAUUUAUGAAAUUAUUGCAUUCAUCAAACGAUGAACAAAAUGUUCACGAUGAUAAUGAUGAUCGUUCCAGCAAUAGCACUGAAAAUAGAAAACUUUCUUUAAAGGAUGAUGAAACUUCUCGCGUAUCUGAAGAUGCUUUGAAAGAAGAUUAAAAAAUUAAACUUUUAAUAAAUUUCUUUAUUCAUCAAUG